Notothenia coriiceps (black rockcod) is the source of this 2135-nucleotide messenger RNA. RefSeq lists its product as uncharacterized. Gene Ontology annotation, molecular function: cytokine activity. The coding region runs from base 105 to 599 and encodes 164 amino acids. The record is from RefSeq and is a predicted model, not a curated record. Gene Ontology annotation, biological process: inflammatory response; immune response. Lineage: Eukaryota; Metazoa; Chordata; Actinopteri; Perciformes; Nototheniidae. The transcript has 8 exons.
GCUAUUCUCGUCUACUUUCGAGGCGAGCCGCAACGCGUCUCAAACAAGCCUAGUGACUCGGAAGACAUGUGCUACCAAACAAACGUUCUCGACAUAAACACCCCAUGUCUCGAGGACACAGCGCGGGAGCAGUUUGUUCAACACUUCCAGAGCUGCAGGGUGCGGCGAGUCUGACUCAGGGGGUUAUACACAAAGUCUUCAAAGUCUUCCCGAUGGCGUCCUGUGACUACUCCCAUGUUACUUUUGUGAAUAUCUGUGAUGAUGCCUUCUACUUUCAAGAAACACCAGAGAUGGGUGAAGAUUUGACUGAAGAUGGUUUCGCAAAGUCACCGGCGGAACCCGAGAUACGCUGGGUCCGAAGCAAGUCCAACCAAUUCCUGCACUUUCAUGAAAGUCAGUUUGAAGUGAAAAACUUAGACGAGACUGAGCUAAAGAAGCCUGACUGCCAAUUCAAUAUCCAGAAUUACAAUGACAUGGAGACUGAUGGGGGACAAAAAGGAAGGCCAAUCAUGCUGUAUGCGAGUAUCGGUCCUGUUAAAAUGGUGGUGUGCUGCAAGCAGGAUGGUAUUUCUUCUGAAAAAAUUGGUAAUAUGGGAUGAAAAAAGUUCUUAGAUCUGUUACUCACAGAUCUUCCAAAGAAUAUUGAUGAAAGUACCAGCGACAAAUUGUUCUACAUGGAAGAAAGCCAAGCAUCUCGCAUGUACAAGUUUCGGUCCUCCAAGUUCCCGAAUAAAUACCUGGGAUUUGCGUGCGAUGCAAACCUUAACUUGAAUAAACUGGUCCUAAAGACGAUCGAGGAACAAGAUAAUAAGUGUGAGUGGCAUGUGUGUCGCGAUCCCUAAAUGUAAUCAUAAAAAAUCCACCCUGAUUGUCUCAUUAAGGGUGAAUGGCUUUGGGGACUACCUGCAGUAAUUGUUUUUCCUAUGUGCGGUUACAUACACUUUACCUUGUUUUUGAGAACUUAAUAAUUUAAUAACAGCUUAUCUUUUAAGCAUAAGUUACCCACAAGUCUUAUAGUAUCAAACCACAAAGGCAUAAUAAAUCAUGAUAAACAUUGUUUUUAAUAUCCAAAUCAAAGAUAAUUUGGGAAAUUCUGAAAUAGUAUUUGAACAUGUAUUUUCUUAGUCUUAUAUUAAGACAUGUUUCUUAUUGAAUAACUGCAUUCUUUUAUUUCAAAACAUUUUAAAUCUGUUUUUAUAUCAUAAUGGCAUUUCCCCCCAAAGACACGCAUUUGGUUUGUUGCAUUAUAUUAAUAGCUUGAGUUUAUUGAUGUACUAUUGAACAGUUUGGUUGAUGCAUCACAGUGUACUGUAAUGGACUCAAUAAAUGAUGUACCUUUGAUACGACCAGCCUUUUUACUGCAUUCGUUUCUGCCGGAGUAUAAAUUGAAUGUAUUGUAAUUAAUGUGUGUAGGUAUGAUUACAAUAUCAAAUGAAGUAUGUUUUUUCAGAAUGUUUUAUAAUAUGGUUCCAUACCUUUUGUACUCUACUGUCAUUGUAUAUAUUGUUAGGUCAUAAAAUGUCAAAAUAUGAAAACAUCUGUAAAGCAAACUUUAUUUUGCUGAGGCAGGAACAGUGCAUUUUUCUUGCCAUAUCGCAUUUUGUUCGUAUAAUCUGAAAAGUUGAAAAAAAAUUGAACAGAAAUUACAAAUGGACAAUUUGGAAGAAUCAAACAGACCAAGACAAAACGUGUAAGCUCUCAGAAACAUUUACUGCGUGAGCAUUGAGACAACCAAAUGAAGUUCAAACCGGUUUUAAAGCCAACACAACCGGCGACACCCAUACAAGCAGUACUAAAGAUUAUUGCUGGAAUAAAUGAAGGAGUUUGAUUAGUCAGCCAUAUGGAAUCUUAUAUAGGCUCACAUUGAUGAAGGAACACUGAAAUUAGGUUUCUAUUUUUCCCCCAAGAGGUAAUAAAUAAAUACAACUGCCAUCAAUACAUUUGUAUGAAAUAUUUUGAAGUUCGACAUGUUUUUAUUUUGUCUUCCGUUCUUGCCUAUCUUUAAUGAACCUUCAAUAGGGCAGCAGUUAGCUAAUGGAAGCAAAGGCAGUCUGCUCUUAAAAAAAACAAAACAGCUGGAGAUCUGCAAACAGCGGUCUGUCAUCAGCAUACAGUGAAACUCGAGGUGAGGGAAA